This is a messenger RNA of Ambispora gerdemannii, 723 nucleotides long. The record is from the annotation of a GenBank genome assembly. Lineage: Eukaryota; Fungi; Glomeromycota; Glomeromycetes; Archaeosporales; Ambisporaceae.
AUGGCGCGGUACGCUUUGUUUUGCCUAAUAUUGCACAAAAAGCAAUGGAAACAGCAAGAAGCUUUGGUCAAACUCAAUCAGCACGCCGGCACAAAAUCUGUGGAUGAAGGUCAAUCUCUCAUUAUCACCGUUUCCUCGGAUCGUGGUCUAUGUGGUGGUAUACACAGCAGUGUCGCCAAAGCAUCACGUAAAUUCAUCGAAGAAAAACCAGAGAGUGGAGUAAUCGUACUCGGCGACAAAGCUAAAGGCCAAAUAUCACGUACUCAUCGUGAAAAUAUAAAGUUGUCAUUCAAUCAAAUCGGGAAAAGUAUACCGACUUAUGCGGAAGCAUCAGCCAUUGCCGAUAUAAUUAUCAAAGAAAAAAUUCCAUUCGAUCAGGCGAUUAUCGUUUACAAUCAUUUCAAGUCAGUGAUUGCGUACGAGGCGCAGAUUAUUCCUGCUUUUUCAGAGGAGAUUUUCGUAAAGUCUGGCAACUUUGCUGCAUACGAAAUUCAAGAUGACGUUUUAGCAAAUCUUCAAGAAUUUGCGUUAGCAAAUUCCCUUUAUUGGGGACUAGUCGAAGGUCACGCAGCAGAAAUGUCAUCGAAACGUACUGCAAUGGAGAACGCGACAAAGAAUGCUGGAGAAAUGAUUGAUAAACUCACGCUUACUUAUAAUCGUGGACGACAAGCAGCAAUUACUAAUGAAUUGGUCGAUAUUAUUACGGGUGCUUCAGCUCUUUGA